Molecule: messenger RNA, 2721 nt
Organism: Periophthalmus magnuspinnatus
Lineage: Eukaryota; Metazoa; Chordata; Actinopteri; Gobiiformes; Gobiidae
Product: long-chain fatty acid transport protein 6
Exons: 10
Coding region: 131-1987 (618 amino acids)
Molecular function (GO): long-chain fatty acid transmembrane transporter activity; long-chain fatty acid-CoA ligase activity
Source: RefSeq, a predicted model, not a curated record
UGAGUGGGCUAUCAGGCUGAACUGCAGGUUUCCUGCAGCAGGAGAAAGGAGUGUGCCUUUUAAAGUUUCACAGCAAACUUAUGCUGUCUUCUUAUGCUGUAAUGAGAAGGCCUAUUUUGUUCUGGCAAAGAUGUUGACACUGAUAUUUACCAGCCUGAUAGCGGGAGUGCUGGCUCUACUUCUGUACCAGAGGAUCGCGUAUCCCUUCUUCUGGGACGAUUUGAUUUAUUACUUGAAACUUCGGGGUUACAAAAAGAAAGCCGCGGCUCGCAUGAAGCAGGGGGUCAUUACGUAUCUAGACUGCUUCUUGUAUCAGGCGAGAAGAAUACCCAACAAACCUUUCAUCAUCUUUGAGGAGCAGACUUGGACGUACCAGGAUGUGGACAGGAGGAGUAACCAGUUCGCCAACGCGUUUCGGACCGAGGGCUCUUUAAAACCAGGGGACAUUGUUGCCUUGUUGAUGUGCAAUGACCCGGACUUCAUCUGUGUGUGGUUGGGACUGUGUAAAGUUGGUUGUGAGGUCGCCUUUCUCAACGUCAAUAUAAAAGCCAAAUCACUGCUCCACUGUUUACAAAAUUGUGGAUCCACAACCCUUAUAGUUGGUUCAGAUUUGGUGAAUGUUGUGGAGGAGGUGUGCGCAGACCUAAAGAAACACAACCUGCGGGUUUGGGUGAUGGAUCACUCAUCGGCCUGUCAGGAGUUUGGGACUUUACUUGAUAAGGUUCAACACAUGCCUGCUGAAAAAAUAAACGACUUACCAUUAGCUGAUAUAAUGUCCAAUUUUCUUUUCAUCUUCACAUCUGGCACUACAGGUCUUCCUAAGGCAGCUCGUGUUGGUCACUUGAAAGCUGUUAUGAGCAUGGCCUUUCUUGAGAUGUGUGGUGCCAGCUCUAAUGAUGUCAUCUACAUCACUCUUCCACUUUACCACAUGUCUGCUUCCCUUUUAGCAGUUGGUGGAUGCAUCAGUCUAGGUGCUACUUGUGUCCUAAGGAAAAAGUUUUCUGCCAGCCAGUUUUGGAAAGACUGUGUAAAAUAUAAUGUGACUGUAGUGCAAUAUAUUGGUGAACUUUGUAGAUAUUUAUUGAACCAGCCAAUGGUUCCGGAGGAGCGGGCUCACUGUGUGCGUCUGUUUGCUGGAAGUGGUCUUAGGUCUGAUGUUUGGAAGGAGCUCAGACAGCGUUUUGGAAAGAUCAAGAUCAGGGAGGGUUAUGGUCUGACUGAGGCCAGUAUCGGCUUCCUUAACUACACUGAUGAGGUGGGGCCAAUUGGGAGGGCCAGCUACUUCAACAAGCUUUCAAUGCCAUUUGAGCUUUUGCGGUAUGAUCCACAACAAUAUGAACCUGUCAGAACAGACACUGGAAGAUGUAUAAAAGCAGAGACCGGUGAACCCGGUAUCCUUGUAGCUCCCCUCACCAUCAUGAACCAGUUUCUUGGUUAUGCUGGCAAUAAGGUCCAGUCAGAGAAGAAAGUGCUAAGGGAUUUGUUCCAGCCCAGUGAUGUGUACUUUAACACUGGAGAUCUGCUGCUGCAGGACCACCAGGGCUUCCUGUAUUUCCGUGACCGCAUUGGAGACACCUUCAGAUGGAAGGGAGAGAAUGUGUCCACAACAGAAGUGUCAGAAGUUCUUGGAAGUCUUGAUUUUAUUCAAGAAGCCAAUGUGUAUGGAGUCACUGUCCCAGGUAAUGAAGGUCGAGCAGGCAUGGCUGCUGUUGUCUUAAAACCUGAAUCCAAAUUAGAUGGUCCAAAACUCUUCUGUCAUUUAGUGGACACCCUGCCUGCUUAUGCCUGGCCUUGGUUUCUCAGAGUUCAGGUCGCUCUUGAUGUGACAGAGACCUUUAAGCAGCAGAAGUCAAAGCUGGUGCAGGAGGGUUUUAACCCCACCGUCAUCUCUGACCCACUGUUUUUCUUAGAUAUUUCCCUGAAGACGUACAUCGUUUUGACUCCAGAUAUUUUUCAAGAGGUUGUGUCUGGAAAACGCAGUCUAUAAGCAUUUCUGAAGAUUAUCUAAAAAAAAAUGUUCUGCAGCAUUUUUAGAUCCAGCCUAUAAUGCAGAAUUUUAAGCCAAUUUUCCACAUGGACAUGUUUGACCCUUUUAUCGUUGGUUAAUUUGUUUUUAUGCUAAGAGUAGUUUAGUUUUACUUUGUUUCCAAAAAGAGAGAAAACAAAUUGUUAUUCAUGCAAGAUAAUACCUAUAAUUUUAGGAGAUUUUGUGCCAUUAACUGUUAAUCACCAGUACUAACAUGAACAUGUUUUUACCCUGAUGGUAUAUUAUGCAUUAGUGUUUAUAUGUUUUGAUAGUAUAAGUUUAAAGUACUGUGUAAAAAAAGAACACAACCUCCCCAAAUGUGACUAGAAUUAAAAUACAAUAUUUAUUUCAAGCUUGGUGAUUUUUUUUUUAUUAUUUUUUUUUUUAAACAUCAGUAGAUUCAAACCAAAUAUCUAGUUUGUACAAGAAUGUAAUAACUGAAUACAUUUUUUUUUUUUUAUCUUGCAAUGACCACGUCCAUUAGUCAAGUAGAAUAACAGGCUAUUUGCUCCUCAUGUAAAUCGGUCCAAGAAGCUUCCCAAGGGUUUACAGAUGAAAAAGUCCAAUUUGAUUCAUGCUCAUGCCAUUGUAUAAAUCCGAUCAAAUGUAGGCCGAUACUUUGAUGCCUUCCUUUGGUUUCAUAACCCAUUAUCAAUCACUUAGUGUCAAACGUUAAUAAAGGACAAAACGCACUC